This is a messenger RNA of Phycomyces blakesleeanus NRRL 1555(-), 1567 nucleotides long. RefSeq lists its product as hypothetical. The record is from RefSeq and is a predicted model, not a curated record. The coding region runs from base 1 to 1515 and encodes 504 amino acids. The transcript is spliced from 2 exons. Lineage: Eukaryota; Fungi; Mucoromycota; Mucoromycetes; Mucorales; Phycomycetaceae.
AUGAGAAAGAAAUCCGUUGAUAGUGAUGAUGAAGGAGGAACAGGAGGAACAGGAGGAGAAGUACAAGAUCAAAUAUUGUCAGCUGAACUUAUACCCCAAGUCCAAGGACUCUUGGAACGAUGCCUUUUCAUUCAAGAAAACUGUAAAGAGCUAGAAGAACAUUCACUGCCAGGACUCCACAGGCUCACCAAAUCUCUUGCUUCAGAGAUUCAAUUUCUAGAACGCUUAUUGGAUAACCCAACCCGUAUCAAGAAAAAAUACAUUCAGACCACAAACCUCACUUAUAUUGAAGCUGUCUAUGAAGCCUUGAUUAGCUCAGGUGGAGUUGUGGAGGUAUUGCGGACCGUAGCUGUUCCAGUCAAUGACAAUAUGUGGAGAUCUCGUGCAGAGAUGAUUCGUCAUCGGAGCAUCAAGAUUGAUAUUGUUGCCGAAAGUGAGCUAGUGUGGAUCAAGGUGUUUGCUCAGAAUGCAAGAGCUAUGCGAUAUGAGAUGGCAGGACUUGAACAACUAUCCGAAGAUGAAGAUGAAGAUUCUGAUUUUGGUUUUGAUUCAAAUGGCCGAAAUGAUGGUGAUAAUGAGGAUGAGGAUGGAUUUGUUUAUCAAUCACGAGAGGAUGACAUCAAUCAACUGCCGAUCUUUAAAAAGGCAAGAGAUUUUCUGGCGAGUGCAGAGGCUCAUCACGUUCAUUUCCGCCGGCCGGCUGUGGUUUUUGCGUUUAUGCGGAUCCGACGAGAUGACGAUGCGUUUGUCGGAGAGAUGAUGACAAGACUUGAGAAGCUAGGAGUGAUUGUGCAUAUGCUUGGAGAUUCUUCAGACUCGAUCGAAAAGACGUACUCGGGGGUGGUCAAGGAUGUCGAUCCGUUUGACCUGACGACGCCGGUGUUGAAUAUCGAUGUCGGGACCGCAUUGGCUCUGCUGUCUGAGAUGGCCCACCACGCGUGUUCGCCAGACGAGGUCCAGGGCGAGCCUCUGCAGAUCCAGGCAGCACGGGAGGCGGUCGUACCUGUCCUGCCUCAGCUCAGACAGGUGCUGGAACACAAAAGGCUCUGUAUGGUCCAGACAGCAUUUGACCGGCUCAAGAAUAUUGUGGAUGUGAUUGGAGGGCCACUUGAGCAGGCCCGGUUUAGGUACCUAUUGAGGGCACACUUUGGUAAUCAAAAGACAGAUAGGGAUGGUAAGAGUGGAAAUGGUGUUGAGGUGUUUGAUCCGGACUUGUGGACAAGCGUGCCACCUCUGUCGAUUACGGUUGUUCCGGAUGCACCUUCGGAAGCAUUUAACCAACUACUUGAACCUCCGGCGAGACGGGCCAAGUUGAACAAUGGCCGAAAGAUCCGUACCCAGUUUUCUUCGUUCCAUGCGAAUGUGUUUGGGAGUGGAGAUACCUAUCGAUGGACAACCGUGACGUCGAUUCAAUGGAUGGCGAGUGCCCUAGCAGAGGCUGGCAUGACGGGAGUGUCUAUAAUUUGCCAUGAGCCUCGAUCCUUGGCUGAGCAAAAGAUGAAGCCAAGAACAUAACCAGCACACAAGCAAUAACAAUGAUAAUAAUAAUGUUUUAUUGAUUUUAUUG